Molecule: messenger RNA, 3008 nt
Organism: Sitodiplosis mosellana (orange wheat blossom midge)
Lineage: Eukaryota; Metazoa; Arthropoda; Insecta; Diptera; Cecidomyiidae
Exons: 6
Coding region: 490-2775 (761 amino acids)
Source: RefSeq, a predicted model, not a curated record
CUCACGUUCAACAUGCAUCACUGGCAUUCAACUCACCCAACGAUCAAUGCAGCCUCAUACACACUCAACUCGUUCGUCGAACAAUGUUCCUUUUGUUGACAGGAAGAAAUCAAACAUCAAUAGUUCCCGAUUGUUGUUAAACACACCACCUCCUCUGCAUACAUACAUGGUUGCCUGCUUUACACCGCUAUUGCUAGCGUCAUCAAGUUUUCAGCUGUGUGCAACAGACAGUCUCUUAUCUCAGAACCAAAGCCAUUUUUUUGACAGCUUACGUGUUAAAAAUUGUGCCUUCCCGUGUGAAAUGUGCGUAUGUCAUGCAUCAAACCAGUUUAAUCAUUCGACUGGAGAGGAUGAACGUGUAGAAGACACCGAGACGAGAGCUAGAAGUGCCUUCAAAAGUGGAUAAAAUUGGCAAGUCGAAAGUAGUGGCGUGAAAAGUGAGAUUUGGAAAGCUGUUCUUCCCUCUGAAAUCGCUCACAAUCCUUGGAAAUGGAAUCCACAGUCAAAGACAGAGGCAAAACCAAAGUAUUGACAUUGAAGAACAUUGCAGAACGGUUGGCUUGUCACCGAAAUGAGGCCACAGAAAAACAAUUCAUUGCCUCUUUGCUUGCAAUUCCGAAAAACCACGCAUUGAUGGAUGACAUUCAAACCGACAUUGAUUGUCUAUGCGACAUCACCGAAUUGUUGUGCAACGCGUCCGCAGAGUUUGAUUUACUCGCCCAAUUGUUGGACGCAUGGUUGCGAUUUCUUAAAAAUAUUCCAAGCGCAACGAAGUACACCAUUUUUCUGGUGAUGGACAUCAAUGAAUUUCGAAAAUGUGCCAAACUUUUCUUCGAGCUUCGGUCGGCUUCGAAGCAAGCGCAAAUUGUGAACGUUUUGUGCUCUUAUCUGGAGCACAACAAACAAAAGAUGACUGAUUGGCUGAAACAAUUGUUCCAUUGUAUCAUUCCGGAGGACGCCCUUAAAAAUAUGUCAUUUUAUUUUCGCGAUGAGACUGGCACCUCGGACUACAAUCGCUGGAUGGUUUAUCUCAUCAACAAAUACGCUAUGCGUUCUCAGUUCGACGACGAAGAAACCGAUGAUUCUCCACAUGGCAUCGUUCAGUCGACCUUCUAUGGAGAAUCCAUGAAUGCAGUAUUGCGAAAGUUAGCAUUGGAUGGAUCGAAGAAGUCAGUUAGUGAAUGGCAAUUGAUCCAUUCUUCGGAUAAUGAAGACGAUCAAGAUCAAGGUGACGAUGCACCAGUUGCAGUACCAUCGAUAUUAACGGAGCUAAAUGCUAAAUUGCGUCGAUUUUCGAAAUCCAAAUGCACGGUUUUUCAAGCCGAGCAGAGUCCUAAAGCGAAUGAGUCACCAGUACAUCAAUCACAGGUUUGCCUUGAAGAGAAACCAAAUCGAAAACGGAAAUCAGCACAAAUUGCAGUGGAUCGUGUCAAAAAGCAGCUGAUAGACGCUGCCAUUGAUGUUGUAGAAGUAAAAAAAGAUGUUUAUGACUAUGAUGAAGAUGACAACGAGCCAAUGCUGAAAAAGAAACGCCAGGUUGCACAGCCAAAGAAGAGAAAGAAGCCAGCAUCAUUUCCACGAGUUAAAAUUGAGCAGAUGAAAGAAGAAGAACGACCGGAAAAAUUGUACACGAUUCGAGUGAAGAAACCAGUUGGUGCACAGGCCAAAGCGAUGGCUGGAAGAGUCGAAAAACCUAUGGAACAAGUUGAAAAAUCGACAAAAUUGUCAAAAUUGUCUAUUCCUGCAGUCAAACAGUUGGUACAUUCCCCCGAAUACUUGGUGAAUGAAGCUGAGUGGUCAAUGAAUGAACUUGAGAUCCCAGUGAACGAGCCAAAAAAAUCGAUCAACGAAACGAAAAAUGCGUCAAAAUUUCCUGAUGUUGCAGUUGAACCGAGUAUGGUCAAGCUGUCGAUACACUCACCUGAAAUCUUGGUAAACGAUGCUGAUUGGUCAAUGAACGAACUUGAGAUCCCAGUAAUAAAGUCAAAAAAGACAGUAAAAACAACGAAAAAAGCAGCCCAAACAUCGAAAACGCCGAUGGCAAUACCUAAGGAAAUCUUUGCGAACAUUGAGAAAAUCAAUGCGACAGUCAACAUUGAUACCAACAACCGUUCAGAUCGCCCCAAAACCAAAUGCAAGUCGCGAACUAAGAACACCAUUGCCGUUAAUUCAUUGAAGAAGCCAGAGCCAAAGAAAAAGGUCCAACCACGAGAAUUGUACACCGAACCCGAUCCAGAGUUCGAUGACAUUGUCUUGUUGACGACAACAAACAAAACAGAAAUAGCCACAACAACUGAAACGGCAACAGAAGUGGAUCAGACAGACGCAGCGAAAAAUCAAGUGGAUCGAAGUGCUCGAGAAACCGACACUAGCCUCAACACCUCAUUUGAUGACGACCUGGUCACUAACACAACUGUUUCAAUCAAAAUCGAUGCCACUUCUUCAUGCCGUACACCAUCCAUCGAAAGCAAAGCAAACUGUGACACUUUGCAAAGCGAUUCUAUUGCAAUGCCCGACUCAACCAACGAUUUAAUUGGCAUCACUGAUGUUGAGCCAUUUUCCACCGGAAUGGAUUUUGAGACCAUGGAUGCAAGUGAUGAUUCCUACGAAUUCCCAAGCCACCCAGACGAUUCGAGCCACUCCCUAAGUUGUGAAAUCAUCGAACAACUGAAAAUUGCUUCAAGUGCUAUGUGUCGCAUACUAUCCGUUUUGGAUCAAAGCACACGGAAUCGCCGUUACCAAGGGUCACCACAUCAACAACGGCUCAUGCAAUGAAUUCAUUCCAGAUAACAAAGUGAUCACCGAUUGGACAUGCAUUGAAUCGUCGAGCACCUUUUUUUCUGAACCGUUCGUCGGUUUUCAUUUUUUUUUUCAUCAUUUUUUAGUUUUUCAAUCACAUUUCGAAUAAGUUGACAUUAAAGAUUCGCUUCAAUUGUUUUUAAUCACUAUACGAAAAAUUUCAUUCAAAAAGAAAUGAAAGUACAGAAAAAAUCUAAAGCUUGAACAAA